AUGGAGGAACCCUUGGGAGACUUUGAUCUAAACACAAAUAGUACACCACACCAGACAGAGCACACCUUGGACCCACAAAACCCUUCAAGAAGAAGGAAUACCGUUAAAGAUCGCUUUUUCAAGAAUAGCUCAACUUUUUUCUACUACUAUGCAGUUCCUAUUGUUGUAGUGCUUUCAGGCAUUUCAAUUUUUCUAAGCAGUAGAUUUAUAACUGUUCUAGUAAGUAGAAGAGCAUUCAAUUACAUCUCUCAACAACAAGAGGUAAAUGGAUUCUAUGAGAAUUUGCCUGAAGAUACAGAGUCAGGCAUUGUUAGCUUAGAUUACAAAGUAGGAGUCUACAAGAACAUAGGAAUGAUUUCAGCUGCUCUUCUAAUGCUGCUUAUUUCUUAUCUUAUCAAAAACAAAAAAAUACUAAUGGAAUUAUACUUUAUUACUCUCAGCAUACUUCCUGUUUCUAUGGGGAUAUUUGCGAUGCUGUGUCUAGCCGGAGAUGUUUCAACGCGUUUCUAUCCUCCCUAUCCAGCCAAUUAUCAUCUUAAGAUAAUAUACUUUAUAGUAGGUUUGUUCAUGGGGCUAUACAGCUUUUUGCUUCUUGUAUUCUUUAACGAAAGAUACAAACAAACAACAAAAAAACUAUGGUAUGUGAUGAACAUGAAUGUCUGCAUUUUCUUAUUUGGAGCACUGUGUGACCUGUUAUUAAAUUCUAUUUAUAUAAAUAGAUCGAAAACUUUGAUAUAUGUAGGAGGUAGUAUUAUUGCAGUGCUCAGCCUCCUUACGAACUAUAACAUGUCCAUCUAUGUAGUGAACAAUUGGUUGAUCAAAUAUUUGAUGAGCAAUAAGCAUCCAGAAGAAGAGGAAGAUAUUCUACUAGAGCCACUGCAAACAGGGAGAGAGGAGAUGACUGCAGGAUCUUCUACAGCAGCAACAAAUCCCCCUUUUAUUCCAUCAGAAAAUAAAAUAAUGCUUAAUACGGAAAGUCUUACAAGAGUAGAUGGUGCUGUAAAAAUAGAAGUGGUGGUUAGACAUAUUAUUUUCCAAAAGGAUUUCUACAAUGAGUACUUGGCCAUACUUGUGUGGUGCUAUGCAUGCUCUUUCUUGAAACAGACGAUAUUUAUGGCGGAUACAAUAAUUUCCCCAAAAGACAAGAUUGAUGAUAAUAGCUAUCUAUACCUUAUCUGUCCGAUAAUCGCUGUAGCACUUUACUAUUUACUGGCUUUUAUUACUAAGUCUAUAAGCAAGAUAUUGACUGUGGCAUAUGUGAUGCAUGUAGUUGGAAUUAUUCUCCUAUUCGCUACUAGCUUUAUCGGAUGGGUUCCUCUCCAGAACUUCUCAAUGGGACUAUACUUUACGAGUUUUAAUUUUGCUAUUUCACUAGUCUCAGGAAUACUCCCCAUAGCCUUGGGAUCGAAAACAUCUAAUCCAUUUGUAUUUGCUGUGUAUAUUCUUUUAACACAGCUAUUCGAUAUUUUUAUUCCGUUCCAUUUAGAUUCGAAAUACACAAAAUAUGUAUCUUUUACUGUGGUGAGCAUUCUUUCCAUAGUUUUGAUUCCAAUAUACAUAGGAAUUAGAAGAGCAGAGAAUAAAAAAAAAGAAAAAGUUUAUGUUGGUGACAGUGCUAUUGGCUUCAAUAAAUACACUCCAGGAGUAAAAGUUAACACAGCACGAAUGCCACCAGCGCAUUGA
Messenger RNA from Nematocida minor, 1683 nucleotides. RefSeq lists its product as uncharacterized. The transcript has a single exon. The record is from RefSeq and is a predicted model, not a curated record. NCBI's taxonomy places the organism in Eukaryota, Fungi, Microsporidia. Bases 1 to 1683 code for a protein of 560 amino acids.